AUGCCAACACAUAAAGACUUGGCUGAGGCUAGAAACAAAGGAACAGCAACUUCAAGUGGAGCAUUCACUGCCGAAACAUUAAUAGCUGGAAGAUAUGGCCUUGGUUGUAGAUUAGGUAGUGGAAACUUUGGCACUGCCUAUGUUGUUCAGGAUCACAAAACUGGAGAGAAAAAAGUUCUUAAGAGAAUUAACAUUGGGGAAGUGCAGCCAAAUGAAACAGUAGAAGCAGUCAAGGAAGCAACUUUGCUUGCUCAGCUGGAUCAUCCUGCUAUUGUGAAGUAUCAUGAUAGUUUCAUGGAUGUAGAGCAUUUCUGCAUUAUCACCGAGUACUGUGAAGGUGGCGAUCUUGACUAUAUGCUUAAGAAGCUGAAGUCGACAAAUAAAAUAUUGGACGAGUCAUUAAUAAUGGAUUGGUUCAUACAGUUGACUAAUGCUGUCCACUACAUUCAUGAUAGGAAAGUUUUGCACAGAGAUCUAAAGACAAGAAAUAUUUUUCUUAAAGACAAAAAGAUAAAACUUGGCGACUUUGGGAUCUCUCGAAUAUUAGUCGCUACAUCAGAUUUUGCUACAACCUUCACAGGAACACCAUACUACAUGAGUCCUGAGGUUCUAAAACAUGAAGGAUACAACUCAAAAUCAGAUAUAUGGUCAUUAGGUGCAGUACUUUAUGAACUAUGCACAUGUGAGCAUGCUUAUCAGGGUCAAAACAUCAUGGCCAUCAUGUAUAAAAUUGUUGAAGGACAUCCUCCAAGACUGCCGAAUCACUUCACGCCUUCAAUGAGAUACUUGCAUUCAAGAAUGAUGGAUAAGUCACCGGCAAGAAGACCAUCAGCAAUAGAAAUCCUUCAAGAUCCAUGUGUUAAGCGACAUCUUGAGUCUCAUAAGCUGUCAUUAUCACUAGUUCCCAAGGAAUCUAAUCCAUCAGAGGAAGCAAAAGCAAUAGCUCAAGCACUUAGCAAUCAAGUUCCUUCUAAAGGACAUAAAGAUCAAAAUAAAGAUAUCUCUGGAGUAAAUAGGUCACCAUUGGAAUUGCCAGUAAACAAAAAGUUAAAAUCAAGGGAUAAAGUGCCUCCUUGGGUAAAAGAGCAUCCCGAUGUAUUUGUAGGUGGUAAUAUAUCAAUGACAGCAUUUGAUACUUGUGAAAUGAAGGAAGAAGUUGAUAAGUUAGAUGAAUCUCUGUCACUUAUGGAAGUGGCACCAGGACAAUCUUCAGAAAUUAGACAAAAGGACAUGAACUCCAUGACAGAAUCAUACCAACCUAAGCGUUACUCUCAGCAGCUUGAUACAUUAAAGUCCUCAAGUUCCUCAGAUGAGGUAAAAUACACUUCUACUAAAGUACCAGGGACAGAUAGAGAAAAAGUGCAACAAUCUCACGAUGGUUUCUCCUUGUUUACUCCCAUUGCUAGCGAGAGGAGAAUGCUUCAAUUACAAAAUGAUGCACUAAGGAUCUUUGGGCCAGACGUAUUUCAAAGUGUGUACAGAUAUCUAAAGGUUGCUAGAGCUGAUGGAGGAGUGGCUGAUGAAGCGAAGGUUUUGAUGGGAUUGAGAUCCAUCACACAAAAUAUUAAAGAUUGCUUUCUUGUCGAUCAGCUUGUCUUCUUAGAGAAACAAAGAGAGAAUUCACUUUGAAACUGUGUGAACACAA
Amphimedon queenslandica is the source of this 1645-nucleotide messenger RNA. Its product is annotated as serine/threonine-protein kinase Nek11-like. The transcript is spliced from 17 exons. Gene Ontology annotation, molecular function: protein kinase activity; ATP binding. NCBI's taxonomy places the organism in Eukaryota, Metazoa, Porifera, Demospongiae, Haplosclerida, Niphatidae. Gene Ontology annotation, biological process: protein phosphorylation. The record is from RefSeq and is a predicted model, not a curated record. The coding region runs from base 1 to 1629 and encodes 542 amino acids.